UUUUCCAGAGAUAAGAUUCUUUUGGAAACCGUCGUUAACUCGGUUCCCGAUAGCCUGCAUGCUAAUAUCGCCAUGUUGCUCCAGGGUUUCCAGGCAUGUACAUAUAUAAAUCGAACGUUGAAGGUAGACAGUUUAGUGAGGUUUUUGUUUACGAGCGACGACCUAUACGUUCAACUAACGAAGACGAUCAUGUCGAGAACAAGAAUCUUAAUGCUCAUGGUCCUUCUUCUAUCGCAGCGUGACAACGUUAGAGGUAAAUCACUGGAUAAUUUCUUAGUUAACAACGAAUCAAAUGAAUACGUAAAAACGCUUCAAUCAAACGUACAUCGGAAUCCACGUUCACAUCAUUCUUGGAUGCUACCGGUUUCGACAUUUUCGGUCAAUAAUUUGUUCAAAGACAAUAGCGGAGAUGUGACAGCGUUGAAGAAGGGAAUGGAAACAAUACAGAAAAACCAGGAAGAAAUGCUGAAACUGCUAAGACAGCUCACUGAAGGGCCUAAAGCAGCGUUUUGCGAAUCCCCAUCCGUUCCAACACCGAACAAUGAUGAUUCUAAUAUAGAGCCUGAAGUUUUCGUGUACGACAAAUCGAAGCAAUCAGUCGUCGAUAUUUUGGACAAUAAAAAGAAAAUCGCAAAUGGAAACUCAAAUACUCCAUCGGACUCUCAAAAUAAAGUCAUUCACGAUGAUCUCGCUUCCGAUGAAAAUGCAACAAAAUUAAUGCAAAUGGGCAAUGAGACAUUCGUCGAUCCGUCAAAAACCGAUAAUUCUUCUGCUAAAUUGGACGUCAAUGAAAAUAUAUCCGACGAGUACAAUGACAAAAAUACUACAGAAGUGGAGUUCAUAUCUCAUUUGAAAGAAAAGGUAUUCGAACGGAUAAGAAAAUUAAUGAGAUCAGAAAAUGAUUUGAAAAAUAGGGAAGAGAGUUCAAAAUCUAGCAACUCCGAGGACAUUGUCGCUGAAGAAAUCGGCGAGCGGAAUGUUCAGCCGGCGGACGAAGGAAGCAGCAAUUACAUGGGAAAGAAUUUCAAGGGAAUGCCAUUGACAUAUGACGGCGACGGAAAUGAUGCUUAAGAGUUGUGACACCGAACGCAACACGAAAGUCAUAAAUGGAUCGUGAAUUUUAUGCAGUUGCGACAAAACUGAGAGAAGACGAAAUAGAAAACAGUAAAAACAUCGGAGUUACACAUCAGUUUGGACAACUAACAUUUUUCAUUUUAAUAUCACUUCAACGUUUUGUAAAUGACACAAUAAACUUCGAUUUUUGCACAAUGA
Molecule: messenger RNA, 1272 nt
Organism: Megalopta genalis
Lineage: Eukaryota; Metazoa; Arthropoda; Insecta; Hymenoptera; Halictidae
Source: RefSeq, a predicted model, not a curated record